Messenger RNA from Coniosporium apollinis CBS 100218, 432 nucleotides. RefSeq lists its product as uncharacterized. The transcript has 3 exons. Gene Ontology annotation, biological process: RNA processing; spliceosomal snRNP assembly. The coding region runs from base 1 to 432 and encodes 143 amino acids. Lineage: Eukaryota; Fungi; Ascomycota; Dothideomycetes. The record is from RefSeq and is a predicted model, not a curated record. Gene Ontology annotation, molecular function: RNA binding. Gene Ontology annotation, cellular component: U12-type spliceosomal complex; commitment complex; U2 snRNP.
AUGACGAGCACCAUCGGUAUCCCAAUCAAGCUGCUGAACGAGGCCAUGGGCCAUGUCAUCACCCUCGAAAUCACAUCCGGCCAAGUCUACCGCGGAAAGCUGCUAGAAGCGGAAGACAACAUGAACGUCCAGCUUAAAGAUAUCACCGUCACCGCACGAGACGGAAGAGUUUCGCAUCUCGACCAGGUCUACAUUCGCGGCUCACACGUGCGAUUCUUUAUCGUCCCGGACAUGCUAAGGCACGCUACACCCACAAUGCUCGAGAACAGCGGAGGGCUUAGGCUAACAGGCGUUGCAGGAAUGCGCCGAUGUUCAGAUCCAGGGGUACGAGGGGUAGAGGUGUUGGUUUGGCGAGAGGAAGGGCUACGGUCAACAGGGCGAGGGGGCAGACUCGAGGCCGAGGAUGAAGUGGCAGCUACGGGAGCGGCAUGA